AUGUACAGCCGCGAUGCUUCUGUGAUUGCAACGUCCAGCAGAGGCAGCUUUCCAGGUGCGGCUUUGACAAAUUCUUUCUCAGAGGUCACUGGCUUUGUCUUCGAGAAUACGCUGAAGCUGGGGCUGAGACAGCACGGCCCACACAAGAUUCACGAAUUGAUUGCCGAAAAGAUGUUUGUGGUGGCAUUACUCGUCGCGCAAUUACUUACCGUGUGCCGUCCAUACUCGAAGAGAUAUCCAUUGGCGUGA
This is a messenger RNA of Aspergillus clavatus NRRL 1, 249 nucleotides long. RefSeq lists its product as uncharacterized. The record is from RefSeq and is a predicted model, not a curated record. The transcript is spliced from 2 exons. The coding region runs from base 1 to 249 and encodes 82 amino acids. NCBI's taxonomy places the organism in Eukaryota, Fungi, Ascomycota, Eurotiomycetes, Eurotiales, Aspergillaceae.